GCGUACGCUGUUUUGUCAACCCUCAACAUAAUUCUGUCUCUCACCGCAACUCUGGGAAAUACUUUGAUCCUCGUAUCUCUUCGUAAAGUAUCUUCUAUUUACCCACCAUCAAAAGCGUUAUUUAAAUGCUUGGCCUUUACAGAUCUUUGUGUUGGUCUCUUUGCGCAGCCACUUUACGCCGUCUAUAUUAUGCUGGACGAUGUGACAAAGAUGACCAAGACAACAUGCAGCAUUCGAGACAUAGCCAUCACUGUGAAUAAUAUUUCGAGUUUCGUUUUGUGUGGGGUAUCCAUGUUUACAUCUACCGCCAUAAGCGUGGACAGACUGUUAGCUUUGUCGCUGGGAAUCAGACACAGAGUCGUUGUCUCUUUGAGGCGAGUUCGAGCGGUAAUAGCAUCGUUUUGGGUGACUUCAAUCUUCAGUUUAUUUCUGCACGUUUUUGUUAGGUACAGUAUCGCAGAAACAGUUGGAAUAGCCUUCGUGAUACUGUCCACAGUUGUUUCUGUCUUUUGCUAUACCAAGAUUUUCUUAAAAUUACGAAGGCAUCAAGCUCAAGUAGAAGGUCGAAAUCGCCAGGAGCAACAGAAAGGAGGAGAAACGCGUCUGAACAUCAUAGGGUACAAGAAGACAGUUUCUUGCAUAGGUUGGAUUCAACUGGUAAUAAUUUCAUGUUAUUUUCCAUACAUAUUUUCCGUUAUUAUGGUGCAGACCAGUGUAUGGAAACAAACAAAGAUCCUUGCCAGAUCUACGGUAACACUUGUGUACUUAAAUUCGUCUCUUAACCCUCUGCUUUAUGUCUGGAAGAUUAGAGAAGUGAGAUUUGCUGUAAAGAAUACAUUAAUGAAGCUUUGCUGCCGUUUGUAG
This is a messenger RNA of Porites lobata, 864 nucleotides long. The record is from the annotation of a GenBank genome assembly. NCBI's taxonomy places the organism in Eukaryota, Metazoa, Cnidaria, Anthozoa, Scleractinia, Poritidae.